UGACAUUGUUUGUAGUUUUUUAUUUUUAUUUUUUUUUUGAAUUAUGUCAUUGGUUUUGUCUUGAAGCAUAUAUCUCACCUCGCAUAGAUAAAUCGCGUAAGAACUUAAUUAAUCCUUUUUAAACUAUUUAUACACAAGGCAUUCCACUUUGACUCCCUGCUGACUGGGUAUCCAACCAACUGAUCUUCCUGCUGCUGAACAUUGUUGCACUCUUCUCGUUUUGUUUACUUGACUUUAGAGCAGAGUCAGAAGUAGUAGUUUCUAGGAGCAGGUGAGCACAUGUCCAGUCCUAGAGACUAUUUUAAAACCAAAUGGUGAUGGGGAUAUUCUUUUUGAACUAUACUGUUUCUUCUAUAUGCUACUCUUAUCCAAGUGAUGAUACAUGGUUUUCUUGCCAUAUAAAGCGUGAAAUGAUAAAUUUUCAUUUCACCAUCAACUCAAAACAACAUUGUCAAUUAUGCAUUUGAGGUAUGAAAUAUAAGUUCUCUUUUUUCUUCAUGCACAUUUAAAUAUCUCAGAUGACAUCUGCAUUAAUUUUCAGCUAUCAAUAUUCAUCUUUAUUACUUCAUUGACCUUUUUCCUUAUUUGUAGGGAAAAUAAAAAUCUCACUGGCACAGCUCGUUAUGCAAGCGUAAACACCCAUCUUGGAGUUGAACAAAGCAGAAGGGAUGAUCUGGAAUCUCUUGGUUAUGUUCUUAUGUACUUCCUCAGGGGAAGCCUCCCUUGGCAGGGCCUGAAAGCUGGCACUAAAAAACAAAAAUAUGACAAAAUUAGUGAGAAGAAGAUGCUUACACCCGUAGAAGUUCUUUGUAAAUCUUAUCCAUCGGAGUUCAUAUCAUAUUUCCAUUAUUGUCGAUCAUUACGAUUUGAGGACAAGCCUGAUUAUAUGUACUUGAGGAGACUUUUCCACGAGCUCUUUAUUCGAGAAGGUUAUCAGUUGGACUAUGUGUUCGACUGGACUAUAUUG
Molecule: messenger RNA, 967 nt
Organism: Olea europaea var. sylvestris
Lineage: Eukaryota; Viridiplantae; Streptophyta; Magnoliopsida; Lamiales; Oleaceae
Product: casein kinase 1-like protein 10
Exons: 5
Biological process (GO): signal transduction; peptidyl-serine phosphorylation; endocytosis
Cellular component (GO): cytoplasm; nucleus
Molecular function (GO): protein serine/threonine kinase activity
Source: RefSeq, a predicted model, not a curated record